This is a messenger RNA of Corapipo altera (White-ruffed manakin), 554 nucleotides long. RefSeq names its product mitochondrial ribosomal protein L11 (gene MRPL11). Gene Ontology annotation, molecular function: structural constituent of ribosome; large ribosomal subunit rRNA binding. The annotation marks the transcript as partial. The transcript has 2 exons. The record is from RefSeq and is a predicted model, not a curated record. Gene Ontology annotation, biological process: translation. Gene Ontology annotation, cellular component: ribosome; mitochondrial large ribosomal subunit. NCBI's taxonomy places the organism in Eukaryota, Metazoa, Chordata, Aves, Passeriformes, Pipridae.
CUUCACCCCCUUCAUCACGCCUCCUUUUCCCGUUGCCACGCCCCUUUUGCCCCUUGGUCACGCCCCCUCGAAGUCGCCGCUCCCGUUCAUCGCUUAGCCCCGCCUUCUCAACUCCAAGCCACUCCCCCUCCUCCUCUUGGCCACGCCCCCGUCCUCCUUUGGCCGCUGUCUCUCCUCGACGCCCCGCCCCCCUGAACCCCUUGGCCCCGCCCACUCGGGGAUUCUCUCCAGCCCUUGGCCACGCCCCCCUCCAUCCCCGCCCUCCCAUUGGUUUAAACCCGGCCACGUGACCCGGCGCGGCGCCCACGUGACCCGCGGCCAUGUCGCGGUCGGCGCGCUCGGUGAAGGCGCUGCCGGGGGUCCGGCCCGGGCCGGGGGCGGCCCCGAGACCCCUCCGGAUGAUCAUCCCCGCGGGGGGGGCGGCGCCGGGGCCGCCGCUGGGGCCCGUCCUGGGGCAGCGCGGGGUCCCGAUCGGCGCCUUCUGCCAGGACUUCAACGAGCGCACCCGCGACAUCAAACCGGGGGUCCCGCUGAGGGUCCGGCUGCUCGUGCAC